Messenger RNA from Dioscorea cayenensis subsp. rotundata (Guinea yam), 997 nucleotides. RefSeq names its product VAMP-like protein YKT61. The transcript is spliced from 6 exons. The coding region runs from base 116 to 718 and encodes 200 amino acids. Gene Ontology annotation, molecular function: SNAP receptor activity. Gene Ontology annotation, biological process: endoplasmic reticulum to Golgi vesicle-mediated transport. Lineage: Eukaryota; Viridiplantae; Streptophyta; Magnoliopsida; Dioscoreales; Dioscoreaceae. Gene Ontology annotation, cellular component: membrane; Golgi apparatus. The record is from RefSeq and is a predicted model, not a curated record.
GGGUUUCAAUUCCUUUUCUUUGAUUUGUUCUCUCUCUCUCUCUCAUUCUCUCUUUCUCUCCGGCGAGAGACGAAGGCGUUUAGGGUUUCGUUUCCGGCCAAUCCUCCGAGAAAGCAUGAAGAUCACCGCGCUGCUCGUCCUGAAAUCCGAUUCCUCAUCCUCUGGUGACUCCAUCGUGCUCGCUAAUGCCACCGAUGUCAGCCACUUUGGCUAUUUCCAGCGCGGCGCCGCUCGGGAGUUUAUUCUCUUCGUCGGCCGCACCGUCGCCAAGCGGACCCCUCCGGGCCAGCGCCAGUCCGUCCAGCAUGAAGAAUACAAGGUUCAUUCAUACAACAGAAAUGGUCUUUGUGCUUUGGCAUUUAUGGAUGAUCAUUAUCCUGUGCGAAGUGCAUUUUCUCUUUUGAAUACGGUACUAGACGAGUAUCAGAAGGCCUUUGGAGAAACUUGGAGAGCUGUACAGGCAGAUUCCAGUCAACCAUGGCCGUAUUUAAAUGAGGCCUUGACAAAGUUCCAGGAUCCUGCUGAGGCUGACAAGUUGCUGAGAAUCCAGAGGGACUUGGAUGAGACCAAAAUUAUUCUUCACAAGACUAUUGAUAGUGUGCUUGCACGAGGGGAGAAGCUGGAUAGUUUAGUCGAGAAGAGCUCAGACUUAAGUGCAGCAUCCCAGAUGUUCUACAAGCAAGCCAAGAAAACCAACCAGUGCUGCACUAUACUUUAAGCUCCUGCAAGAUCAUGUUCCUUGUGAUGUUCUUUAUUAAUGUGUGGUGUAUAGAGUCACUGAUUAAUUCUGUGUCCAAAUAUAAUUAAUCGCAUUUGUUAUGCUUUACCAAACUUAUGGCAUGACAUUCGUCAUCAUUCUUUUGAGUUUGAUCGUGUAAGCUGAAAAGCACAGUGUUCUUGGCUGCAAGCAAGAAGAUAAGCAUCACCAGGUUUGCUCUUAUUUUGGUGUGCAUUUGUACAAAUUAGACUUGUGAGUCUUAUUACAUGUUCCGUUUAA